CAUAAAACUCAAAAAGCCCCUCAAAACAGAUCAUCCAAUUAGAUGGAGGAGCAGGAUCGAUCCUCUCAAUCCCGUCCUCCACAUGUCCUCAUCUUCCCCCUCCCAUUACAGGGCCAUAUAAACUCCAUGAUUAAGCUAGCUGAACUGCUAGCUAUCGCCGGCUUGAAGCUGACUUUCCUCCACUCCCACCACAACCAUGAACGCUUGGUCAAGUUCAACAAUAUUGCUGCCCAUUUUGAAAGAUACCCAGGGUUCCAAUUCAAGACCAUAACCGAUGGUCUCCCUCUUGAUCAUCCUAGGUCAGGGAGAUGGUUCCUUGCUAUGUUUGAAGAUACCAUGGAACUUAAGAUGAAGCAAAGUUUGAGAGAGGUACUUGUGAAUAGUAGCCCACCAGUAGAUUGCAUAAUUGCAGAUGGGUUUUCAGGCUUUGCUCUUGAUGUUGCAAAGGAGCUUGGAAUCCCCAUUAUUUUUUUUCGUACCAGCAGUCCUUGUUGUUUCUGGGUUUAUUAUUCUAUCCCUGAUAUAAUCCAAGCUGGGGAGCUUCCUAUCAAUGGAAGUGAAGACAUGGACCGGCUAAUAACGACAGUGCCAGGCAUGGAAACUUAUCUUCGAUGUCGAGAUCUUCCUACUUAUUGUCGAAAACUGGACUUUGAAGAUUCAAUUAUGAAGCUAGUCGUAAAACAGACACGAAAGAGCCUUCAAGCCGAUGCCUUGAUACUCAACACCGCCGAAGAGCUCGAUGGGCCUAUACUAUCUCAAAUACGCACCAAAUGCCCUCGUGUCUAUGCCGUUGGACCCUUACAUGCUCAAUUAAACACUAGACUCAAUGCAAAACAUGGAGAAUCAUAUGAUCACAUCUCGAAUACACUUUGGGAAGUGGAUAAAAGCUGCAUCUUUUGGCUCAAUAAGCAACCGAAUCGAUCUGUUAUCUAUGUAAGUUUUGUUAGCAUUACGAGCAUGUCAAGGGAGCAACUUGUUGAGCUUUGGUAUGGACUUCUUAACAGUAAAACGAAGUUCUUGCUUGUUGUAAGGCCAGAUUCCGUGAUUGGAAAAGAUGGUGAAGGGGAGGAUGUUGUAAUGGAGCUUAUGGAGAAGAGUAAGGAUCGAGGUUACAUUGUAAAUUGCGCACCACAAGAGGCAGUCUUGAACCACCCGGCCAUUGGCGGGUUCUUUACGCAUAAUGGAUGGAACUCGACUUUAGAGAGCGUUGUCGCAGGGGUGCCUAUGAUUUGCUGGCCUCAGUUUGCUGACCAACACGUGAAUAGUAGGGUUGUGAGUGAGGUGUGGAAAAUAGGGUUGGAUAUGAAGGAUGUAUGUGAUAGCAAGAUGGUGGAGAAAAUGGUAAAUGAUGUGAUGGUGGAUCGAAAGGAGGAGUUUGCAAAAUCCGCAUCUGAAAUGGCUAAGAGGAAGAUAAGGAGGAGUUCAAGAUGGUACAAUGGAAGCCGAUUCACCUAAAGAUGUAAAGAGCUGAAACAAGAACAAGAAGAUAGGCUGACCAAGAAGACAAUUGCUCAGAGUAACUCUAAGGUGCUGAAAGAAUGAUCUUUUUGCAUCAUUCCUUAGAAUAUUUCCUCUUGUCCACUGGUAUGACAUGGCGGAUAAACAUUCAAUUCCGCUAAAUGUGUAAAGGGUAUUUAUAGGCGUAUACCAUGAUACCUUAUCAGUAUAAUAUUAUUGUGCCUAAAUGGACUCCUUCUCAUAUAAAAA
Gossypium raimondii (Peruvian cotton) is the source of this 1707-nucleotide messenger RNA. Its product is annotated as 7-deoxyloganetic acid glucosyltransferase. Bases 43 to 1455 code for a protein of 470 amino acids. The transcript is spliced from 3 exons. NCBI's taxonomy places the organism in Eukaryota, Viridiplantae, Streptophyta, Magnoliopsida, Malvales, Malvaceae. Gene Ontology annotation, molecular function: UDP-glycosyltransferase activity. The record is from RefSeq and is a predicted model, not a curated record.